This is a messenger RNA of Epinephelus fuscoguttatus (brown-marbled grouper), 567 nucleotides long. RefSeq names its product agouti related neuropeptide. Gene Ontology annotation, cellular component: extracellular region. Bases 93 to 524 code for a protein of 143 amino acids. The transcript is spliced from 4 exons. NCBI's taxonomy places the organism in Eukaryota, Metazoa, Chordata, Actinopteri, Perciformes, Serranidae. The record is from RefSeq and is a predicted model, not a curated record. Gene Ontology annotation, molecular function: neuropeptide hormone activity; type 1 melanocortin receptor binding. Gene Ontology annotation, biological process: hormone-mediated signaling pathway; neuropeptide signaling pathway; adult feeding behavior.
AGACGAGUCACAGUGACAGACGCUGUUAGAGGAGGAGCUGGGGAUUGUGGAUCUUCUUCUUGUUCGUCUUCUUCUCGUGUGCCGACCGCAGGAUGUUCGGCUCUGUGCUGCUCUGCUGCAUCUCCUUCAGUCUGCUGCGUCUCUCUUCUUCUCUGGUUCAUGGAAACAUCCAACUGGAUGAUGGUCCGGCCGCCGCCCGCCGCACCGACACCUCCUACCUGUCAGACAUUGCAGAGAGAAGCCACGCCCCCGACCCCAUGCAGGAGCCCGCCCUCCUGCCUGUUGACUCAGUGGAGGAUCACUUCCUGAUGGACACAGCGUCCUACGAUGAGGACUCGUCAGCAGCCCUGCAGCUUCAGGGUCGAGCCAUGCGUUCAUCGCGACGCUGCAUCCCCCACCAGCAGUCCUGUCUGGGUUACCCACUGCCCUGCUGUGACCGCUGUGACACCUGCUACUGCCGCUUCUUCAACGCCAUCUGCUACUGCCGACGCGUUGGCCACGAUUGCCCGCCCAGACGCACCUGACACCACACCUGACACCACACUGGAGACAGAGACAGACAGACAC